Molecule: messenger RNA, 768 nt
Organism: Thlaspi arvense
Lineage: Eukaryota; Viridiplantae; Streptophyta; Magnoliopsida; Brassicales; Brassicaceae
Source: the annotation of a GenBank genome assembly
AUGGCGGCAGCAAAGGCGGGUCUUCUCCCGUGGCAUUUCCCAACGGCGAGACACGCUUCUUCGGUGUUUCAAGCUCCGGCGGUGGAGAUAGGCGGCGGCGUCUGGCGAGAGAGAAAGAGGAAAGCAGAGGAUGUAUCUGUCUCAGUCGCCUUCAAUCCUUCCGGCAAUUUCGAUAUCUCUGCCUUGGAAUCUCACGACGGAGCAGAGUCGGAUAAAGUGGAGCCACCGAUGCCUCCGACGAAGGGGCGGUACGAAGUAGUGAUCGACAACGAGUGUAUACGGCGGCUGGACUUAACUCCGUUUCAGAGUGCGACCGGGAUAACCUCGCCUUCCACAGCUGAGCCGAGAGCGUAUUUGGAAAGAAGCAUCGGAUUCACGAUCAAUUACAGGAGACAAGACCCAGGGGAUCCGCGAGAGCUGUCGGAGUACCCGGAGAUAAGGCUGUGGUUCCUGAGGCUCGACGCCAUGUACCCUUGGCUUCCUCUUCUGCUGGACUGGCGAGCCGGUGAGCUUGCCCGCUACGCCGCCAUGCUCGUCCCUCACCAGAUGAGCUUGAGGAUGGGCGUCGUCUUCAAUCCCGAGGCCUUGGAGCUCUUCGUCAUGAACAAAGUGUUCGUCGUUUAUCCUUGGCUCAAACGACAUGCUGUCCCCAAGCCCAGGCUCAAGACCACCGACAUGGCCAGGAUGCUCGGCUUCGGUAUCGGCGAUCAGCUCUUCGACUUUCUCGACGACCAACGACCAACACCUCCGCUGACUCCCGACGCUUAA